AUGACUAUUGAUGCGUUCCUUCUCAAAGAAAUUGGUGUUGCAUUUCUCAUCUUAUUCAUCUCACACUUUUCAAUUCGCUUAAUCAUCAAAAGUGGUUCUCAAAAUCUCCCACCAGGCCCAAGAGGAUGGCCAAUUCUUGGUGUUUUACCACUCUUGGGUGCCAUGCCUCAUGUCACACUCGCAAACAUGGCUAAGAAAUUUGGGCCCAUCAUGUUCUUCAAAAUGGGCACUUGUGAUACUGUGGUAGUGUCAAGCCCAGAUGCAGCCAAAGCAUUCUUCAAAACCCUAGACCAUAGUUUCUCAAACAGGCCCAUAAUUACAGGUUCAGUCGAGAUGGGCUACAAUUCACAAGACCUAGUUUUUGCUGAGUAUGGGCCCAAAUGGAAGCUCAUGAGGAAACUAAUAACCAAGCACGUGGUUGGUGGAAAGGCCCUUCAAGAUUGGGCCUAUGUGAGAUCAAGUGAGGUAAAACACAUGAUAAGAGCCAUGCAUGAGUGUGCCAAACAAGGGGAACCAGUUGAAGUGAGUGACUUGUUGAGUUGUGCAAUUACAAAUAUGGUGAGCCAAGUGAUAAUUAGCCACCGAAUAUUUUCAAAUAAAGGAUCAAAGUCUAAGGAGUUUAAGGAGAUGGUGGUGGAAUUCAUGACCAUAACUGUGGGUAACAUUGGUGAUUUUGUACCAUGCAUUGCUUGGAUGGACUUGCAAGGUGUGGUGGGUAAGAUGAGAAGGUUGCAUAAGAAGUUUGAUGUUUUCUUAACCAAGAUUGUUGAGGAUCAUGUAAAGUCUUCUCAUGAGCGUAAGGAGAACCCAGAUUUUCUUGACAUUGUGAUGGCAAAUGGAGAAUCUUACUCAGAAGAAGAGAGACUGAGUUUGUCAAACGUUAAGGCUCUACUAUUGUAUCAUUUUGUUGUUCUAAAUAAAGAUAUCUUCUUUGCUAUAUAGGAUUUCUUCACUGCAGGAACAGACACAUCAACUAGCAUCAUAGAAUGGGCACUAGCUGAAAUGUUGAAAAAUCCAAGCAUCAUGAUGAGGGCACAGAAAGAGAUGGAUGAAGUGAUAGGAAGGCAAAGACUACUUGUUGAAUCUGACCUGCCUAAAUUACCGUACCUUCAAGCAAUUUGCAAGGAGACAUAUAGGAUGCACCCAUCAACACCUCUUGGUGUUCCUAGGGUGGCAACAGAAGCAUGCCAAGUUAAUGGCUACUACAUCCCUAAGAACACCAGGUUAAAUGUUAACAUAUGGGCCAUAGGGAGAGACCCCAAUGUGUGGGCCAACCCAUUAGAGUUCAAUCCAGAGAGAUUUUUAAGUGGGAAGAAUGCAAAAAUCGAUCCUAGUGGAGUUGAUUUUGAGUUGAUUCCUUUUGGGGCUGGAAGGAGAAUUUGUGUAGGGUAUAAAAUGGCUAUUGUUCUGAUUGAAUACAUUUUGGGCACUUUGGUGCACUCCUUUAAUUGGAAUUUGCCAAAUGGGGUAGAGCUCAACAUGGAUGAGGGUUUUGGAUUCACUUUGCAAAAGGCUGUGCCUGUGUCAGCUAUGGUUAGCCCUCGGUUGGUGCCAGAUGCUUAUGUUUGA
This is a messenger RNA of Abrus precatorius (Indian licorice), 1569 nucleotides long. RefSeq names its product flavonoid 3',5'-hydroxylase 1-like. Gene Ontology annotation, molecular function: iron ion binding; heme binding; oxidoreductase activity, acting on paired donors, with incorporation or reduction of molecular oxygen. NCBI's taxonomy places the organism in Eukaryota, Viridiplantae, Streptophyta, Magnoliopsida, Fabales, Fabaceae. The record is from RefSeq and is a predicted model, not a curated record.